Molecule: messenger RNA, 366 nt
Organism: Glycine soja
Lineage: Eukaryota; Viridiplantae; Streptophyta; Magnoliopsida; Fabales; Fabaceae
Exons: 1
Coding region: 1-366 (121 amino acids)
Source: RefSeq, a predicted model, not a curated record
AUGGUAACUACUCAAAUUGAAGGGGCAAGUGAUAAUUGUUGGUACCUAGACACAGGUUGCUCAGCUCAUAUGACAGGAAGAAGAGAGUGGUUUCUCAAUCUUGAUCAAUCUGUAAAGAGCCAAGUCAAAUUUGCUGAUGAUAGAACUUUGAAUGCUGAAGGAAUUGGGAAGGUCCUUAUGAAAACAAAGGAUGAAGGUCAGUCUUGCAUCACUGAUGUACUCUUUGUACCAGUUAUGAAAAGUAAUCUCCUCAGCUUAGGUCAAUUACUAGAAAAGGGCUUUAUGACUAAGCUUGAAAACAAGAUGUUGAGAGUGUUUGACAGAAAUCACAAGCUCAUUUUGAAGUCCCCUCUUUCAAAAAAAUAG